AUGUCAAACAAUAUCGUCAUUCUGGGGGCGGGAGUCUCCGGUUUGACAACGGCCUACCUAUUGUCACAGGACCCAUCAAACAAUGUCACCGUUCUUGCAAAGCAUAUGCCUGGUGACUAUGACAUUGAAUAUGCAUCUCCAUGGGCUGGUGCCAAUUACAUGCCUGUUGGCGAGCCAGGCAGUAAGCAUCAAGCCUGGGAAAAAGCGACCUGGCCAGCGCUGAAAGAGGUGUGCGAGAAAUACCCCGAGGCAGGCAUGCAUUUCCAAGAUACUCUCAUAUUCAACCGAAAGAAAGAUCAGGAUUCUGCCACUGGGCAAUGGUUCAAGGCCUUGGUGCAGCCUAACCCAUGGUAUAAAGACGUGGUCCCUGAUUUUGAGACUCUUCCCGAGAGUCAAUUGGAGCCAGGUAUUGAUAACGGUCAAAAGUUUACAUCUGUCUGCAUCAAUACAGCGAUUUAUCUACCCUGGCUUGUUGGUCAAUGCGUGAAGAACGGCGCCGUUUUCAAGAGAGCCGUAUGCAAGCAUAUUACUGAGGCAGCUAGUGCUCACCACUCUGGCAAAAAGACCGAUGUGGUCAUCAAUUGUACUGGUCUUUCUUCCAAGACUCUAGGCGGAGUUCUCGACAAUAAGAUGUACCCGGCUAGAGGCCAGAUUGUGGUGGUUCGAAAUGACCCUGGCCUCAUGUCUUCAACUUCUGGAACAGAUGAUGGCGAGGAUGAGAUAUUCUAUACUAUGACUCGUGCCGCAGGCGGUGGCACUAUUAUUGGAGGUUGUUAUCAAAAGCACAACUGGGAUCCAUUGCCUGAUCCAAACCUGGCUAAUCGCAUUAUGACUCGGGCUAUCGCGAUCUGCCCGCAACUUGUCAAGGAGGGAGAAGGAAUCGAGGGACUUAGUAUUAUUCGGCAUGGAGUGGGUCUGCGACCUCUACGAGAGGGUGGUACUCGAAUUGAGAAGGAUCAGGUCGAUGGUGUGAACAUUGUUCACAACUAUGGACACGGAGGUUUCGGCUACCAAGCUUCAUUUGGUUGUUCGGAACAUGUAGUGACAUUGGUCAAGGAGGUGCUGCAGAGCAAGACCCGAGCCAAGCUCUGA
Molecule: messenger RNA, 1092 nt
Organism: Penicillium malachiteum
Lineage: Eukaryota; Fungi; Ascomycota; Eurotiomycetes; Eurotiales; Aspergillaceae
Product: FAD-dependent oxidoreductase
Exons: 6
Coding region: 1-1092 (363 amino acids)
Molecular function (GO): D-amino-acid oxidase activity; FAD binding
Source: RefSeq, a predicted model, not a curated record